AUGAUCAACCUGUCACUUCUGAUCCUGAGUCUCCUGAUCGAGCCCCUGACGGGCCUCAGUUUAGGGGCUUACGGGCCGGAUUACGCGCCUCCGCAGCCUGGCAAGCAUAGAGGCAACAAGUUGACGGAAGAGAUGCAAUGGGAGGGCUACUUCCUGACCCAGUGUACCGACAGCACCAACCCGCGGCUCCAGUUCUCGGAGGUCGCCUGGUACCGGAACGCCUCACUGUCGUGCCCGGAGAACGGAAACAAAUACAAGCCACGCUGCCAUCCACCACAUGAUUGGGGCUGGAUCGGUAACCAAGCACCGAUUGACUGGGCGGCCCAACCCGGCGAGUGGGUAAAAUACUCCUCCCCAUGUUGUAAGGCCAUUCGCCGCUACACCUUUAUCUACAUGAACCAAAGGCUGACCACUCUAUGCUACAAGCCUGCGGGCAAGUUCGCCGGCGAAGCUGUAGGGAGCGCCACGUGCUGGGCAGAGUACUUCUGCCAGUAUAAGCCUCCCAAGCCGGCCCCGAAGCGGGUGACUGGGAAGCAUCAGUCUCCUAUGCGGGAGCCGGGGGCCAAAAGUAUCUUGGUGGAGCCCUCGGAGCUGUGA
Neoarthrinium moseri is the source of this 597-nucleotide messenger RNA. RefSeq lists its product as uncharacterized. The coding region runs from base 1 to 597 and encodes 198 amino acids. NCBI's taxonomy places the organism in Eukaryota, Fungi, Ascomycota, Sordariomycetes, Amphisphaeriales, Apiosporaceae. The transcript is spliced from 3 exons. The record is from RefSeq and is a predicted model, not a curated record.